GCUAAAAAUUAUGAGCAAAAUCUUGAUGCAAGAGUAAAACGAGUUACCAAAAAACUUCAUAGUGAACUUGAAAUUUAUGAAAAUAAUAGAGCUCAAGAUUUCAUGGCAGCAAUUCAAGAAUAUAUUAAGAAACAAAUUUUAUUUGAAAAACAACAAUUAAAAGAAUGGGAAAAAUUAAAGUUGUUCAUAUUUAUGAAAAAGAAGAACUUGAUCCUCGUGCUAUUGCCGAGAGACUUAGUACUUUUGGUUAAUAAUUAA
Messenger RNA from Entrophospora sp. SA101, 258 nucleotides. Lineage: Eukaryota; Fungi; Glomeromycota; Glomeromycetes; Entrophosporales; Entrophosporaceae. The record is from the annotation of a GenBank genome assembly.